GAGACAGGUCCUGUACAAAAAGUAACCAUUCCCAAAGAUCGCGAUGGCAAGCAAAGAAGUUACGGUUUCAUCACGUACAAACACCUGAAUUCCGUGGAGUAUGCCUUGGGUCUAUUUGACGAUACAAUGCUGUACAAUCGUACUCUUAAAAUGAGACUGAGAAACAAUACGGAGCCCCAGCAGGCGGAACAGUUCUUAAAUCCUGUCCGCAAUAUGAAUCAUAUGUUGGAAUUGGGUCAGCAAAUGAUCCUAGGAAUUUAUCCGCCGCAGACUAGUAGCGGCAAUGCCAUGCUUGGUAUGAAUAUU
Wasmannia auropunctata (little fire ant) is the source of this 306-nucleotide messenger RNA. RefSeq names its product splicing regulator RBM11-like. Gene Ontology annotation, biological process: regulation of alternative mRNA splicing, via spliceosome. Gene Ontology annotation, cellular component: nucleus. The record is from RefSeq and is a predicted model, not a curated record. Gene Ontology annotation, molecular function: single-stranded RNA binding. The annotation marks the transcript as partial. Lineage: Eukaryota; Metazoa; Arthropoda; Insecta; Hymenoptera; Formicidae. The transcript has a single exon.